Molecule: messenger RNA, 963 nt
Organism: Striga hermonthica
Lineage: Eukaryota; Viridiplantae; Streptophyta; Magnoliopsida; Lamiales; Orobanchaceae
Source: the annotation of a GenBank genome assembly
AUGGCCACCGGUAACACGGGGAGACGCCACACACAAAGAGAGCCCGUCAGGAUGCCAGCCGACCCGAAUCAGGUUGAAGUUGCCGGGAAAACGCCGGCGAGACAGCAUUGUGGACAGAAAUCGACGCCGACCAAACAAAGGGAAGAUUUUCCAAAAGGGCAAGAGAGAGUGAAGAAUGCAUUGGGUAUCGGCCAUUGGGAGGCCCAAAUUUCGUGUGGCCCGUGGGCUUUCUCUUUAAAGCAGUGUGCUGUGCCCCCAUCUCUUUCUUUCUCUUCUGAGAGUUCUCGCACAGUUGCAGGAAAGGAAAGAGAGACGAUGGAGAAGGUUCGAUGCCAGAGAAUCGGAUGUGACGCCAUGUUCUCCGAAGACGAUAACCCAGAUGGCUCCUGUACUUAUCAUGAUGCUCCAAUAUUUCAUGAUGGGAUGAAGGAAUGGAGUUGCUGCAAGCAAAGGAGUCAUGAUUUCAGUUUAUUUUUGGAAAUUCCUGGUUGCAAGACAGGAAAGCAUACAACUGAAAAACCAGUGCUUGCCAAAAAGGCACCUCCCGUUCAGAGGCAACUGGUUGCUACUCAAACUCCCACAUCCAAUGCGUCUACAAAAGAUGCUUGUCCUAGGUGCCGCCAAGGAUUUUUCUGCUCUGAUCAUGGUUCGAAUGUUAGAGAAUUGAAGCCAAAACCUGCCGUGAGUGAAUGUAGUGAAGCCAAUCCAGAACCAGAGCCCCCUAGACAGAAGAAGAUUGUCGAUAUUAACCAACCUCAAAUAUGUAAAAAUAAGGGGUGUGGUAAAAGUUUUAAGGAGAAAGAUAAUCAUGAUGAAGCAUGCAAUUACCAUCCCGGCCCCCCGGUUUUUCAUGACAGGAUGAGAGGGUGGAAAUGUUGUGACAUUCAUGUUAAAGAAUUUGACGAGUUCAUGAGCAUACCACCAUGCACGAAGGGAUGGCACAAUCCCGACCCAGUUUCAUGA